UAGGUUAGGGACAGGAGAGGUAUAAAUUGUGUGGGGCUAUCGUUUUCUUUCAAUAUGUGUGUUUGAAAGUAAGAGUAAAAGUCUAGAAGAGAUAAAAGAGUAUUUGAUAACGUGUAUAUAUAUAAAGAGUAACAAUGGGGAGUCUAUUGUACCUGUGUAUUAUUUCUAUCAUUCCAAUUACUAGUCACAUAGCACAUGCAAGAAGACAUAUACGAGAAGAUUCUAUAGUGAACAUAUAUAGUGAUAAACCCUCCGAUUAUUUACGCUUUGAUAUCUUAUAUCCAGAUGAUCUCAAUUCAACUUCACAAGUUUAUCUUAAUGAUCUCAAACCAGAUUUAUCCUAUAAUUAUCACCAAUUACAGUCAGAACUGGAAAAUGAAGCUGAAAAAAAAAAGUUCAACAAAGAUGUCGAAUCAGCAACUCAUUAUAUAACUAAAAGAGCAGUACGGAGCAGGAUUGAUGGUAAAGUAGAAGUUUUGGUAGUUAUAGAUAACUCUAUCUAUAGAUAUUAUAUGAAGAAGAGUAGAAAUAAGGAAAGAGUUGCUUUAGCUAGGAUCAGACGCUACUAUGGGAUGGUGUUCGCAAUGGUGGACCAAAGAUUUCAAACAAUCAAAGAUGAUGAAAUGUCGAUUACUGUUAAAAUCUCAGGAUUUCAUAUCGCUAAGUCUCGUCUUGAAUCUGCCUGGUUAGAAUAUGUGGUCGAGUGGGGUAAAGGUCGUACAGAAGCUAAAGUGGAUGCCAACACCGCUCUGAAAAGGUUUCAGAAAUGGUUGCGGAUUCAAGAUACUAUACCAAAGCAUGACCACGCAAUGGUUUUCACAAGAUAUCUACUAGUUACAAGAGGUACUGUCGAAGUUGGUGGUAUGGCCUUCGUAGAUUCAAUCUGUCAAACAAAAGAAGGAAGCAGUUCAUCCAUCGUGGUAGAUAUGGGUGAUUUCCAAUGUGUUAAAGUGGCUACUCAUGAAUUAGGUCAUAGUCUUGGAGCUGGUCAUGAUGGCGAUGGUAAAAGUGCUGAUUGUCCUCCAGAUCAUAAUUAUGUCAUGGCACCACAAAACUCUAAUCUGAAAUCCACUUUGAAAAAUGCCUUCUUGUUUUCACCUUGUUCUAUCAGACAGAUAAAAGCUCUUAUCAGAUCGGAGAAAGGUAAAUGUGUACAAGAUAUACCUGUUAUUCAUUACCAAUAUAAUCUAGCUCGGCGACCACCAGGCCAGAUCUACAAUGCUGGUAACCAAUGUAAACUUAUCUUUGGACCAAAGUCUGGAUUCUGUUCGAAAGGUAAAAUGAGAUCAUCUAUGUGUGGACAACUAUGGUGUAAAGAUCCUGUUAACAAUAGAACCUGUAGAACACAUUCCUAUCUCACAGCUUUACCAGGAACUAAAUGUGCUGGUGGAAAGGUCUGUCAUCUUGGAGAAUGCCUACGAGAUCCUAACAGUGUGAUACCUUUUACACCACUCUCGUCCAACAGUAUUCAAAUAGACAAAGCAUCAGCAACUCGACAUGCUCAGAAAGUCAACCAUCGUCUGAGCAGACUGAAUAAACCUAGAGGUAGAAUGGCUCGUCCUAGAAACCGAGGGUUCCGUUACAGAGCUAGAAUACGAUCUAGAACCAGAUCAAGAGCAAGGGCAUAUCGGCGAAAACCAGCUCAUUGUGAAGAUAAGAAUCUAGGUUAUUGUAAAGGACUGUUGAAAAUAAAUCCUAGAGCUUGUCGAAGAAAACAGUUACGGGAGUAUUGUUGUAGUACGUGUUAUAGUCGGUGA
Messenger RNA from Lottia gigantea (owl limpet), 1757 nucleotides. RefSeq lists its product as hypothetical. The transcript has 13 exons. Gene Ontology annotation, molecular function: metalloendopeptidase activity. NCBI's taxonomy places the organism in Eukaryota, Metazoa, Mollusca, Gastropoda, Lottiidae. Bases 135 to 1757 code for a protein of 540 amino acids. Gene Ontology annotation, biological process: proteolysis. The record is from RefSeq and is a predicted model, not a curated record.